This is a messenger RNA of Caenorhabditis briggsae, 3168 nucleotides long. The record is from RefSeq and is a predicted model, not a curated record. Gene Ontology annotation, biological process: cell-cell adhesion; cell-cell junction organization; positive regulation of integrin-mediated signaling pathway. Gene Ontology annotation, cellular component: cytoplasm; cell-cell junction; focal adhesion. Bases 1 to 3168 code for a protein of 1055 amino acids. The transcript is spliced from 7 exons. NCBI's taxonomy places the organism in Eukaryota, Metazoa, Nematoda, Chromadorea, Rhabditida, Rhabditidae.
AUGAAAAAGUCUGAAGCGCCGCCCACGGACAGUGGCUACCCGACACCUCGUGAUGAUAUUCCAUCCACGUCUCGAUCUGGAUCGCCGCUAGACAGUUCUCCAGAUGAAAACAGUGAAAACAAGUUGACAUCGACUCCUAUCAGAGGGAAUAUAAGCCGAUCAAGGAGGGAACACUUCACAAAGUUUCAACCCGAACUGUCUAUCAUCGAUUCUACUGCUUCAGAUUCAAUUACCGUAGAGAAUGAUUCGAAUUACGUUCUUGGUAUUGUUCCACAACAUUACUACCAAAUAUCGUUCCCUUCAGAUGGGGUCAAAAGCAUAUUAUCAGCGUCGAAAGAGUUGAAGAAAAGGGCUCGCGAGAAUGUACUGCUUCGCGACGAAAACGAAUCGCUUCGUGGGGAAAAUGAAUCUCUUCGUGAGGAGAAUUGUUCUCUACGGGAAGAGUCUAGACGGAUAGAUAUGGAUAGAUCGAUGGCUGGGGGAAAUGUGAUUCCAGUGAUUCCAAAAUUGAAAUUGAAUGAUGAAGAUAUGGAUUCCACAGCUAGCAGUCACCAAUUAAAAUCCAGCGAGAAAAUCAAAAAAGAGCUGCUUUCAUUCAUCAAAAACGAGGACGAGCGGACUAUGAUUGAAGCGAAAAUGGAGAACAUGAUGAUUAGUGAUUGCAAGCCGCCUGUCAAAGUGUUCACAGCGACUGCUACGAUACAAGUUGACACGGAUAAAAUCGAUGCAGAUGUUCAAACCGAAACAGAUGACCAUGUUAAUGUUGUGAAUGCGAAUUUGCAAAUUGAAUUGGAUCAAUUGCAAUCGGAGAUUGAAGUGAUAGGAAAGAAGAAAAGUGACCUGGAGACUAGAUUGUUUGAUUAUGAGCAAACGAAAGCAAAGUUUGAAAAAGAUGAACAGAAAUUGAGAGCGGAUCUUGAAAAGAAACUGAAAUCCAGUCAAGAACAAUUGAAACGGUUUGAAACGAAAAUUGAAGAGCUCCAAGCUCGUUUAAAUAAAAAACGAAAGGAAUUUGACGAGGUGGAAGCAGAGAACCGACGACUUCUUGAUGACAAAAACACCCAUGAGUUUGAGCUCGACGAAAUGAAAGUCCAUGGGGAACACAUAGCCAAACAGAACGAGGACCUCGAAGAGAAUAUGAAAAAGAUGCAAAUGAAAAUUGAUGAGCUGGAAAAAGCUAUUGAGGAGGAGAAGGAUAUGAAGCAGCAGUUGGAGAAAAAGAUCGAGGAGAUGGCAAAGAAUCACAAAAGUUUGAUUGAAAAGCUAGAUGAAGACGUUGAAAGUGCGUGGCGAAAGGAGACGGAAGCCUUGGAGAAAUUGGAGUUGGUGCAAUCGGAAAACAAAAGUCUGCAGAAAGAAAACGAGUACCUGAAACAAGCUCAACAAGUUCUUCUAGACAGUGAACUCAAUUUAAAAUCAGAAGUUGAUGUUUUGACAGCCAAUUUUCGAAACUGCGAGACUCAGCUGACGCAGAAAAAAGAUCAGAUUGUAGAAGAGAAGCGUCGGGGGGAGAAUUUGGAAGCAGAAAUUGGACAGCUUGGAGCCCAAAAUCGAAAGUUGCUCGACGAGAAACACGAUUCAAACGAGUUGCUGGAAGAAUUGAAGAAAGGAAAACUCGAAAUCGAUCACCUUCGACAACAAGUACAACAUCUUUCUCGAGAAAGUGAGGAGAUGGUUCAGUUGAAAAAUGAGCUCAAUGAGACGGUGAACAGAGAAAAGCUGGCUGAUGAAAAACUGGAAAAGGCGCUGAAAAAAGAAGGAGAACUGGAAGCUAAACUGGAAGGUUACAUCCGAUCAGAAUCCGCUGCGAGAACCGAGUUGGAGCGUUUGAAAGAGGAUGAUACUGUUUUGAGAUCCAACCUGGAAACUGCUCUCCAAGCCGCUCAGGAGAAAGCCUCAGCGUUAGCGACUAUAGAAAGAGCUUAUGAUGAGCUGAGAGUCGAGUUUGAGGAGUUCAGAGGACAUGCGAAUGCUCAAUACGAAAGUGACAUUUUUGUUAGAGAUCAGCAGAUUGAACAUCUGCGGGUUCGGUUGUUGGAGCUUGAAACGUAUCCGGGACAGACGAUUUCUGUAUCCAGACGAAACCAGGAAGUGCAGACAGAAGGAGAAGAACCUCAACCAGUAGUCUCCUACGUUCAACAAAGUCCAGAAGUGUCACUUGUUUCCGAAGACUUGAUCCCUGCGCAUUUGAUACGUCUUGAAGAGAAAAUCAAGAAUACUGUAGAGGGGCUGAAACAAGUCGUUCAGGAGCAACAGGUUGAUGAUAUGUCAGGCGAUUUGCAAGCGUCUCCUCUUCAUUAUGCAUCAGAAACAUUCAAAAAGUUUGCUGAACUACUAAAUUCUCUCCUAGCAAAUAGUGAAGACUAUGAAAGCGAUUCUCAAAAAAUUAAAAAAUUAUGGAAAGCGCUCAAUAAGAAUAUUGUGGAUGUGACGACAACGUUGGAGGAGAGAUUUGAAUUUGUUCGAAGUGAAAUGACAAGAAAGAAUCAUCGAAACGAACAGAAGCUGAGAGAUGAUAUCGAAGAGUUGAGAAAAGAUCUAGGUCAAGAAAGAGCGCUCGCCGAGCAACGUGUAUACAUUGCUAAGCAGUUCAAGGAGCAAUAUGAGUUAGAAGAACGGGAGAAGGAAGAGCUGCGAGAGGAAUAUGAACGGCUAGUGGAGCUUCGAAAUGAGGAUAAUGCAGAGAGUGAACGAAACGAGAGAAGUCUUCGAGAGCGGUUGGAGAGAGCAGAGCACAUUGUGCAAAAGCACGCUCGAGACAAGCUCAACCGCACUUAUGAGCUUGAAGCUGAUGUGGAGGAGUUGACGAAUUCUUUGAAAAGAAAGGAAGAAGAGUACCGUAGGAAAAUCGCUGAAAUGGAAGAAGAUGUGCAAGUCUUCAAAAAAGAAGAAAAGAAGAAACGGGCUUAUGAGAGAUUGACUGCGGAGAAAAUGAUAAAGGCAUACAACAUUGUGAAGGAUCGGCAUGACUACCUUCUCAGGCGAAAUAAGGAGCGGCAGAAGCUUCUGGAUGAUAUAAUGAAGGCGAUGAGGAGCAAAGACGGAAAUCAGUUGCGGCAAAUCACUGAUAAUGCCAACAAGUCCGGACUUCUGAACCUCGACGAUCAAGAGUCAGUCUCCUUAACCACCGAACGGCGCGUUCUGUCUGAGUCGAACGUCAACCACUAG